AUGAAGAUGUUAAAUGUGCAGUUUGUUCUGAAUAGCUUGUCUGACUCGCCAACUUUCAAAACACAUGACACAAUCGAUGGCGAGAUCAUAUAUACGCCCCACCAAGAAACCCCGGUGGAGGAUAUAAGCAUUGCGUUUCAGGGCACGACGCGGAUUGAGGUAGAGAAUUUGAACACCCACAUUCCUCUGCCCGUAAGCCAACUACAAAAAACGUUCCUUCACAUGGAGCUGCCGAUCUACGACUACUUUGGGAAUACAACCACCCUCAAGCCUGGCAAAAAUUACCGAAUACCCUUCAAGUUCAUCGUGCCCGAGGAACUACCCAUUCAUGCAUGUCAUCAUCGAUGCGAGAAUGAUCAAGUACAGCAGGAACACUUGCGGCUGCCUGCAAGUCUCAGCUACCGAGCCCAAAAGUCUCAUGGGACUCACGACAUGUCCCCAGAGAUGGCAAAAGUAAUCUACAGCAUCAACUUCGCUGUAUGGCGGCAAGUCGAUAAGGCAGGAAAACCGAAGAAGAUCCAGGAGUCAACACAUCCGGUCCAAAUUCUCCCUACAAGAGAGGAGCAUGCCCCAAUUCUAGUUCCCUGCAAGAAUAAGUAUUACCAAUUGCGAGCAGAGAAGACUCUGUCUAAAGGAGUUUUGCGGCAUGCAGUCGGAAAACUCACUGCCUGGUCUGCUCAACCCCCGGCAAUGCACCUGAACGCUCUGCAACCAAAACAUAUGGAUGCCUACACUAUUGUGGGAAUUGAUCUUCGAUUUGAGCCUGCCCACCCAGGCGAAUUGCCACCAACUCUUCUCAUGCCCGAAUUUCAGUUACGAGCGAUGACAUUCUUCGGUCUCAAUCCUUGGCACAAUUCUCCCGAUCUGACUGACAUCUCUACAUGGGGUUCUCGACAGGGACUUUGGUCUGAAUAUGUGUCAUUGACGUCGGACAUUGAAGCGAGAGUAGACUGGAAACGUACACAAGAAGGAAACCAUACUGUGUUCACUGCAUCGCUUGUGGCAUCAGUUUCAUUGCCCACCCAUCGACUCUAUCCACCCACCGGUCAUUCAUGCUUAGUCUCUCGCACGUAUGCAUUGAAAACGAAACUGUUCUAUCAAGCACAUGGGAAGACUCGGGGAACUUCAUCAAUGUCGCUUUCUGUUCCACUUGAGAUUUGUGCCACAUGA
Molecule: messenger RNA, 1170 nt
Organism: Penicillium paradoxum
Lineage: Eukaryota; Fungi; Ascomycota; Eurotiomycetes; Eurotiales; Aspergillaceae
Exons: 2
Coding region: 1-1170 (389 amino acids)
Source: RefSeq, a predicted model, not a curated record